Messenger RNA from Cephus cinctus (wheat stem sawfly), 2261 nucleotides. Its product is annotated as bifunctional purine biosynthesis protein PURH. Gene Ontology annotation, biological process: 'de novo' IMP biosynthetic process. The transcript is spliced from 7 exons. Gene Ontology annotation, molecular function: IMP cyclohydrolase activity; phosphoribosylaminoimidazolecarboxamide formyltransferase activity. The record is from RefSeq and is a predicted model, not a curated record. Gene Ontology annotation, cellular component: cytosol. Lineage: Eukaryota; Metazoa; Arthropoda; Insecta; Hymenoptera; Cephidae. The coding region runs from base 220 to 1998 and encodes 592 amino acids.
CCCGCAGACUAGAUGAUAAGCUCCUUAUCCUGACGCACAUUAAUUUAUAUAUGUGUGAUGUCGUGUGCAUGAGAGUUCAUAAGUAGAAGAAAUCUGUUCAGGGUCAAACACUUGUUGAGUUCUGUGGUGUGAGCACAUUCUAUCAACUGGUUAGACUGGUUCUGAUUUAAAUUGCAACUAGAAUAUUGUUGUAUAAUAUUUCAUUAGAAACUGUUGAAAAUGUCCGGCGGAAAAAUUGCUUUGUUGAGUGUAUCUGAUAAAACCAAUCUUUUGCCUUUCGGCAAAAGGCUUCAUGAAUUGGGUUUAACAUUGAUUGCUUCUGGUGGUACUGCAAAGUCUUUGAGAGAUGCUGGCCUUCCUGUAAAAGAUGUUUCCGAUAUAACUGGGGCUCCUGAGAUGUUGGGUGGUCGUGUUAAAACUCUUCAUCCAGCUGUUCAUGCUGGUAUUCUAGCCAGACUGACAAAUUCCGAUCAAGCUGAUCUUCAGAAACAAAAUUAUGAUCUAAUUAGCAUUGUAGUCUGCAAUCUCUAUCCAUUUGUUAAUACAGUUUCAAAGCCUGAAGUAACGAUCGCUGAUGCAGUGGAGAACAUUGACAUAGGUGGUGUAACUCUACUAAGGGCAGCUGCUAAGAAUCAUAAUAGAGUCACAGUUAUCUGUGACCCUAAUGAUUAUGAAAAGGUCAUCCAAGAAUUGGAAACUUCUACAAACAAAGAUACAUCUCCCAAUACGAGGCAAGUUUUAGCUCUCAAAGCAUUUACACAUACUGCAGAAUAUGACAAUGCUAUCUCCGAUUACUUCCGUAAGCAAUAUAGUUCAGGAGUCUCUCAGCUGACCUUAAGAUAUGGAAUGAAUCCACAUCAAAAACCUGCACAGAUUUUCACCACAUUAGAAAGGUUGCCAUUAACCGUCGUUAAUGGUUCUCCUGGAUUUAUCAACCUGUGCGAUGCACUCAACGGAUAUCAAUUGGUUAAGGAAUUAAAAACGGCUUUAGGUUUGCCAGCAGCUACUUCCUUCAAACAUGUUAGUCCAGCAGGAGCAGCUGUUGGUGUUCCACUAGAUUCAGAUCAGGCAAAAUUGUGUCAAGUUGAUGAUCUUUUGAAUAUACUGACUCCAUUAGCGAGUGCCUAUGCUCGUGCUAGAGGUGCUGACAGAAUGUCCAGUUUUGGUGAUUUCGUUGCCUUAUCAGACCCUUGUGACGUUGCAACUGCUAGGAUCAUAUCUAGAGAAGUUUCGGACGGUAUUAUUGCCCCCGGAUACUCUGAGGAAGCUCUACAAUUAUUAAAGAAGAAAAAGAAUGGAGGGUAUUGUGUUCUUCAAAUUGAUCCCAACUAUGAACCUUCUUCAUUGGAACGUAAAACAUUGUACGGUCUCACCCUGGAACAGAAACGCAAUGAUGCUUCCAUUGAUAAGAAUACUUUUGGAAAUGUUGUGACAAAAUCAAAUAAAUUGCCAGAAAGUGCGAUUAGGGAUUUGAUCGUAGCUACGAUCGCAUUGAAAUAUACACAAAGUAAUUCUGUCUGCUAUGCCAAAGAUGGCCAAGUAAUUGGAAUCGGAGCUGGUCAACAAUCGAGAAUUCAUUGUACGAGGCUUGCUGGCGACAAAGCCGACAAUUGGUGGCUUCGCCAGCAUCCUAAAGUUACAGGAAUGAAGUUCAAAAAAGGUGUGAAACGGGCUGAAAUUUCCAAUGCCAUUGACAAUUAUGUUAAUGGUUCCAUAGGAAAGGAUAUGGAUGAAGCCACUUGGGCAUCUUCGUACGACGUGGUUCCUGAAAAACUUACAGAAAAUGAGAGACUCGAAUGGAUCAAGAAAUUGGAUGGCGUCGCUCUGAGCAGUGAUGCUUUCUUUCCAUUCAGAGAUAAUGUUGAUAGAGCUCGACUGAGUGGCGUUAGAUACAUCGGAAGUCCGGCUGGUUCCACUAAUGAUGACGUCGUUAUCAAAGCUUGUGAUGAACAUGGCAUUAUUCUGGCUCAUACCAACUUGCGUCUCUUCCAUCAUUGAAUCAUUUUUGGAAUAUAUUAUGUCUCGACGCAUUAGCAAGAUUCUUUAAAGCAUAUUAGUGGAUACUUUAUAUUCGUAAAUGUAUUUUCAUGAAAUGAAAGUCAUGCUCAUUCUCUAUAUUACUACAUAUGUAUGUGUUUAUAGUUUGGUCGAAUCUCGAACACAUAGUGUUAACCUGAACUAUUCCGAUAUUUUGUAUUUUCUUAAUGAUAUUAUUUGUAUUGUAUUUUCAUACCAUUUGGAAUAUAAGAUCUUGAUUGUUA